AUGGGGCCAGGCGCGGCUGAAGCCGAGGCGCCGCCGCUGGGUGCAAUAGAGGGAGGUGUUCACGCAGGCAACGCAGAUGCAUCCUCGUGCAGAGCUUCGGAUCUCGUCGUCAGCACGAAGGCCGAGGCCGGCCCGGGAGGAAGGCCACAGCACUUCGUGAGCGUGAUCAACACUUGCAGCUGCGCGCAGAAGAACAUCAAGCUGGCGUGCCCGGGCUUCAACUACUCCAUCGCUGUCUACCCGGCCAGCGCCAUCAGGCGGGACCGCGACGGCGUGCACUGCACCCUCGUCGGCGGCCGCCCGGUGGGGCCUGCCCGGUCGGUUAGCUUCGUCUACGAGUCGAGCGCCAACUUCAGCUUCCAGCCCGUCUCCUCCCCCAGCGUCUGUUAG
Messenger RNA from Triticum urartu, 390 nucleotides. Lineage: Eukaryota; Viridiplantae; Streptophyta; Magnoliopsida; Poales; Poaceae. The record is from RefSeq and is a predicted model, not a curated record.